CGUCAGGGCUGGCCGGUGGCGGAGGAGGCGAUGGCAGCGGACACGGAGCGGGCUUGAGGGCUCGGACCUGCUCCCUCCCGCGCGACCUCGGGCCCGACCCCGCGCUGCGGCCCCAGCUCGCUCCGCUCCGCUCCUGCUCCCUCCCCGACCGCUGCCUGGGAGGAGGCGGAGGCGGAGUCCCGGGCCGGCCGUCCUGUUCGCGCCCCGGCUCGGCCCCGGACAGCCCGGCAACUGUGCAAAGAGGAGGCCGAGUCGGUAGUGAAAAGAGAAUCCCGAAGAACAGGAUCUCAAGAUGAGUAAAAAGCCCCCAAAUCGUCCUGGAAUCACUUUUGAGAUUGGUGCUCGUUUGGAGGCACUGGACUACUUACAAAAAUGGUAUCCAUCACGAAUUGAAAAAAUUGACUACGAGGAGGGCAAGAUGUUGGUCCAUUUUGAGCGCUGGAGUCAUCGUUAUGAUGAGUGGAUUUACUGGGAUAGCAAUAGAUUGAGACCCCUUGAGAGACCUGCAUUAAGAAAAGAAGGGCUAAAAGACGAGGAAGACUUCUUUGAUUUUAAAGCCGGAGAAGAAGUUCUGGCUCGUUGGACAGACUGUCGCUAUUACCCUGCCAAGAUUGAGGCGAUUAACAAAGAAGGAACUUUCACAGUUCAGUUUUAUGAUGGAGUUAUUCGUUGUUUAAAGAGAAUGCACAUUAAAGCCAUGCCCGAGGAUGCUAAGGGGCAGGUGAAAUCCCAGCAUCCACUAAGCUGGUGUUGUCCUAUCGACCCAGCUGGAUCGUGUAACCAGUCUAUGGGAAGUGAGGAUUGGAUAGCUUUAGUCAAAGCAGCUGCUGCAGCUGCAGCCAAGAAUAAAACAGGGAACAAACCUCGGACUAGCGCUAACAGCAAUAAAGAUAAAGAGAAAGAUGAGAGAAAAUGGUUUAAAGUACCUUCAAAAAAGGAAGAAACUUCAGCUUCUAUAGCCACACCAGAAGUUGAGAAGAAGGAAGAUCUGCCCACAUCUAGUGAAACAUUUGUAGGACUUCAUGUAGAGAACGUUCCAAAGAUGGUCUUUCCACAGCCAGAGAGCACAUUAUCAAACAAGAGGAAAAAUAAUCAAGGCAACUCAUUUCAGGCAAAGAGAGCUCGACUUAACAAGAUUACUGGUUUGUUGGCAUCCAAAGCUGUUGGGGUGGAUGGUGCUGAAAAAAAGGAAGACUACAGUGAAACGGCUCCAAUGCUGGAGCAGGCGAUUUCACCUAAACCUCAAAGUCAGAAAAAAAAUGAAGCUGACAUUAGCAGUUCUGCCAACACUCAGAAACCUGCACUGUUAUCCUCAACUUUGUCUUCAGGGAAGGCUCGCAGCAAGAAAUGCAAACAUGAAUCUGGAGAUUCUUCUGGGUGUAUAAAACCCCCUAAAUCACCACUUUCCCCAGAAUUAAUACAAGUCGAGGAUUUGACGCUUGUAUCUCAGCUUUCUUCUUCAAUGAUAAAUAAAACUAGUCCUCCACAGCCUGUGAACCCCCCUAGACCUUUCAAGCAUAGUGAGCGGAGAAGAAGAUCUCAGCGUUUAGCCACCUUGCCCAUGCCUGAUGAUUCUGUAGAAAAGGUUUCUCCUCCCUCUCCAGCCACUGAUGGGAAAGUAUUCUCCAUCAGUUCUCAAAAUCAGCAAGAGUCUUCAGUACCAGAGGUGCCUGAUGUUGCACAUUUGUCACUUGAGAAACUGGGACCCUGUCUCCCUCUUGACUUAAGUCGUGGUUCGGAAGUUACAGCACCGCUAGCCCCAGAUCCCUCUUACCAUAAUGAAUGUCCCAGGGCAGAAAAGGAAGAUACACAGAUGCUUACAAAUCUUUCUUCCAAAGCAGUAACUGAUGGAAGAGGAGCUCCAACAGCAUCAGGAAUAUCGAAAACAGAAAAAAAAGUGAAAUUGGAAGAAAAAAGCUCAACUACAUUUGGUAAGAGAAAAGAAAAGGAUAAAGAAAGAAAAGAGAAGAGGGACAAAGAUCACUACAAACCAAAGCAGAAGAAGAAGAAGAAAAAGAAAAAGAAAUCUAAGCAGCAUGACUAUUCAGACUAUGAAGACAGUUCCCUAGAAUUUUUGGAAAGGUGCUCUUCUCCACUAACUCGAUCUUCUGGGAGUUCUCUGGCUCUACGAAGCAUGUUUACGGAGAAAAAUACAACAUAUCAGUACCCAAGGGCAAUUUUGUCAGUUGAUCUUAGUGGUGAAAACUUAUCGGAUGUGGAUUUCCUAGAUGAUUCUUCAACGGAGAGUUUGCUCCUCAGUGGGGAUGAGUACAAUCAGGACUUUGAUUCAACCAAUUUUGAGGAAUCUCAAGAUGAAGAUGAUGCGCUUAAUGAAAUUGUGCGAUGCAUUUGUGAGAUGGACGAGGAGAACGGCUUCAUGAUUCAGUGUGAAGAGUGCCUGUGCUGGCAGCACAGCGUGUGCAUGGGGCUGCUGGAGGAGAGCAUCCCGGAGCAGUACCUCUGCUACAUCUGCCGGGACCCUCCAGGUCAGAGAUGGAGCGCAAAAUAUCGUUAUGAUAAGGAUUGGUUGAAUAAUGGGAGAAUGUGCGGGUUAUCAUUUUUAAAAGAAAACUACUCUCAUCUCAAUGCCAAAAAGAUAGUUUCCACACACCACCUGCUUGCUGAUGUCUAUGGUGUUACGGAAGUCCUGCAUGGGUUACAGCUGAAGAUCGGAAUCCUAAGGAAUAAACAUCAUCCUGACCUUCGUCUCUGGGCUUGUUCUGGGAAGAGGAAAGAUCAAGUAAUUGCUGGGGUAGAAAAAAAACUAAUGGUGCAAGACACAGUUAAUGUGGAAGAAAAGAAGUAUCAUGUACAGAACCAUAAAGAACCACCUCGUUUGCCCCUAAAAGUGGAGGGAACGUAUAUAACAAGUGAACACAGCUACCAAAAGCCACAGAGUUUUGGUCAAGACUGCAAAACUCUCGCAGACCCUGGGAGCUCAGAUGAUGAUGAUAUUAGUAGUUUUGAAGAAGAACAGGAAUUUCACAUGAGAGAUAAAAACCGUUUACAAUACCCAGUAAAAGGAGAUGGAAUGCCCGGAAAGAAUUCAGCUGAAAGGAAUACAGUAUUUGUUUAUAAUGAUAAAAAGGGCACUGAAGACCCGGGAGACUCACAUCUUCAGUGGCAACUCAAUCUCCUUACACACAUAGAGAAUGUGCAGAAUGAAGUCACCAGCAGGAUGGACCUGAUAGAAAAAGAAGUUGAUGUUCUGGAAAGCUGGCUUGAUUUCACAGGGGAGUUGGAGCCACCUGAUCCUCUCGCGAGGCUGCCCCAACUUAAACGCCACAUCAAGCAGCUCCUAAUUGACAUGGGCAAAGUACAACAAAUAGCAACUCUCUGCUCUGUAUGACAGCAGUGAACACCUAAUGCAAAGAAUGUGGCUCUGUUCAGUCGACUAAUUUUUAUUAUCCACACGGCUGCUAAGUGGAUAGUUAAAAAGCUUAGUGAUGUUUGGUCAUUUACUGAUUUGUGACAUCAGUAGGAUGGCACCUUGGAAAGGAAAAUGAAGAACAACUUUAUCAAGGAAGCUAAUAUUAAAAAAAUUUAUGAGCUAGAUACAAAUGAUAACGUGUCAUAUUCCAAGCAUCAGUGGAGGUAGAAUAUAAUCUGUGCUAAGGGAAUCAGAUUGGCAGGAUUUUUGAAAAGUUGCUAACAUGAAGCUCGAGAUACCUGUAGAAAGAAAUAUGGUGUAUUACAUAGUUUUUAGCGGAAAGAUCUAUGUUUAUAAACCAACAUUUGGCCCAAACCAAAAUUGUAGAGGAAAUUUAAAUUCUGGAGAGUUCUAUAAGCUUGUUGUAAGAACUGUC
Messenger RNA from Eubalaena glacialis (North Atlantic right whale), 3806 nucleotides. RefSeq names its product PHD finger protein 20 like 1 (gene PHF20L1). The coding region runs from base 293 to 3349 and encodes 1018 amino acids. NCBI's taxonomy places the organism in Eukaryota, Metazoa, Chordata, Mammalia, Artiodactyla, Balaenidae. The record is from RefSeq and is a predicted model, not a curated record. Gene Ontology annotation, cellular component: NSL complex; nucleus. Gene Ontology annotation, biological process: regulation of transcription by RNA polymerase II. The transcript has 21 exons.